Molecule: messenger RNA, 4363 nt
Organism: Gekko japonicus
Lineage: Eukaryota; Metazoa; Chordata; Lepidosauria; Squamata; Gekkonidae
Gene: TMEM65
Product: transmembrane protein 65
Exons: 7
Coding region: 214-747 (177 amino acids)
Biological process (GO): regulation of cardiac conduction; cardiac ventricle development
Cellular component (GO): mitochondrion
Source: RefSeq, a predicted model, not a curated record
CGGCCGCUCCUCUUGGGGCCGGCGGGCUCGGCGGCUUGGGCGGCCCGCCUGGGGCUCCAGCCGAAGCCGACACCGCGGCGGCCCCUCAGCGGCACCGGCUGCUGCUGCCUCGUCCUCCGACGCCGGCCCGGCAGCAGUGGCAGUGUCGGGAUCGCCGGGGACGGACUGUGGGGUUUCUCCCGGGCGCUGGGCACCCACCCCAAGAAGGAGCCCAUGGAGACGCUCAACACGGCGCAGGGAGCCCGCGACUUCAUCUACAGCCUGCACGCCGCCGAGCGGAGCUGCCUGCUGCGGGAGCUGCACCGGUUCGAGUCCAUCGCCAUCGCCCAAGAGAAGUUGGAGGUUUUGCCACCAUCCACUGGGCAGCUGAAACAUGUGUUUUUCCAUAAUGCAGUACCUUUUGUAGGGUUUGGAUUUUUGGAUAAUGCAAUUAUGAUUGCUGCGGGCACACAAAUAGAAUUAUCAAUAGGAGUUGUCCUUGGAAUUUCUACUAUGGCAGCUGCUGCCUUGGGAAAUCUUGUUUCGGAUUUAGCCGGAUUGGGCCUUGCAGGCUAUGUUGAAGCUAUUGCCUCCAGAAUGGGCCUCUCCAUUCCUGAAUUAACGCCCAAACAAGCUGACAUGUGGCAAACACGUCUUAGUGCACACUUGGGUAAGGCCAUUGGAGUGGCUAUUGGCUGCCUUUUAGGAAUGUUUCCAUUGUUCUUCUUUAAAGAUGACGAAGAAAAAAAACUGGAAGAGAAAAAUUAACCUUUUUACAAAUGCUUAUAAAAAUGUAAAAUAAUGUACCUCAGUUAUACAGUUACGCUGUCAAAAAUAUUUAGGGUUUAGCAGACAGUAAUGUUGUAUAGAAUGGGGAACAAAACCGCAUGCUGUUUCAUGGAAACACUAACUUAUUGUGUGGCUUUGUCUUAGUACAUCUUUUUAUAAGGGUUUUUUCCUUUUUUAAAAAUGUAAACUGUUGAUUUGUGUUCUACCUACACUGGCCAUUGACGUUGACCAUUUUCCCUCUCUGCUGCGAUCUUUGGCAAGUACUUAUUACACUAAUGGCCUACCAUCCACGUACUGUAUGGUUUUGGGGUUUGCAUAUUUCCUUAGCAAUUGUCAAACGCAUGACACAAGUUGCCGUCGCUGCUCAUCAGACUUUCCGUUCCAGACUUUCAAUGAAGUUGGGUGAAAGCGGGCUCCAGGACUUUAUACCUUCGCUCUCCUGAUGCUCUUAAUUUUCCCUGGGCCACUGGCUUUGCAGCAUGUGCCCAAAACAAGAUCCAACUAAACAAAAUAUCGCUUGAAGUAGGGUUUUUUUUUGGCUAAGAUAUUUGUUGGAACAGUUAACUGUGGAGACUCUUCAGCUUCGUACAGAUAAGUCACUAUUUCAGGUGUCGCCUCUCUCAGAAUUCCAUAGCUAAGAAUCAUAAUGGCACCAUGGAUCAAGGAAUUGUAAAAGUUGAUCUCAUUUAGUAACGUACAAGCAAGGCAAUUGGGAAAUUGGAGUAUGUCCAGUAGCUGGAUUUGGGAACCUAUGCAAAAUAUCUUGCUUCUUUGGCAACUCCUGGCAAAGUUUGCUCACUUGUCUUUCCUGUACUGAGCUCUGUCCCCCAAUUUAUAUUUGCCACAAGGUUUUUGAAAUUGGUGUUGAUUGGGGAGUUUUUUCCGCCAUCUUUCCCUGUCUUGUUUGGAAGGACAAGGAAAUAUGGCAGCAAAAACUCCCCAGUUGUUGCAUUGUCCACUUUUUGCAUUGCCCAGAUCUUUUUAUAUAUUGACUUGGAAUCUGACCUCCAUCAGCAUAAAGAUCCUCUGGUUUACUGAAGAGAGCUUGUGUUUGUGUAUUGUGCUCACUUAAAGGUGAACGUGGAACAUGUACAGCAUAAUGUGCUAGGCACUUAAUUUAGAUAUGGUAUAAGCGUUGGAGAUAAGAGUGAUAUAAAAUUGAGUCUUGAAUUGAUGGUGUGAAAUAGGUUUCGGGUUCCAUCUCCUGGGUGUUUCCUGCUUAAAGUAACAAACCUGCUUUAGGAACUCAAAGGAUGAUCUCGGUGACGUUCUUUCUGAUACUUACUGGGGAAGAAUGCUGGUCUGGAUUUGUCUUGGGCAUCUUUGUCUAAAUUUGUCUACAUCUGGAUGAGUGGAUCUCAUUCGCAGAAUGUAAUUCGCACAAAUAAACUUGUCUACUUUUCAUUUAUUAGGACAUAAGGGUUUUCUUUCCUUAUUGGUUUGCAGUCAUAUGCAGUGUUCAAUAAAUAUCCAAUGUAGCAUUUAUGUGGAACUUUUGUAGAACUGCUGUGCUGUGAUUGAUGACUGACCAAGUAUCCACCUUUUUGAACAUACAACUGACAAUUAGCAUAAUUAGAACUGAAUAAUCUGGCUGUAAAGAAAAGGUAGGUCCUUCUGCUGCAUGAACACAUGAAGCUGUCUUGCACUGAGUCAGACCAAUGGAUGAUCAAGGUCAGCAUUAUCUUCUCACAUUGGUAGUACAUCUCCAGGGUCUUGGGUCAAGGUCUUCCAUAUCACCUACCAUGUACCUUUUAACUGGAGAUGCAUGGAAUUGAACUUGGGAUCAACUUUGUGCAAAGCAGAUGCUCUACCACCAAGCCAAAAUCCCCCUUUCAUGUGUUGUAUGACACUUUUAGUUUGGUAUCCUAGGUUUUUCAUCAUAUAGGCAGGCGUUACAGUAUAAAACUAUGGGGUUUUUCUUGUUCCUGUGAAUGGGUGUUCAGUAGCUUCUCUUCCCCAUCUGUCAUGAGCAUGUUGCCUUAUGCGCUGUCACACUCGAGGUACAACGCACAGCAGGUCACACCGAAGCUGGUGGGACCUCUGAAUAAGCACAAUAAAUUGACUGUUAAUUCUGAUUAUGCUGUAGUUCAGCUUCAGAAUGUUGGUUCUUGACCUGUGACUCCAACAAGUGGUACAAAUGCUGUUGGUGCCCGAUGUUGCCAACUGACCAAGGGAAAAGCUGGGUUGCCUUGUUCUUCAUCUGUAGAGACCAGCAGGUGAAGCUUUCCAUGGCACAGAGAUGGGAGGUGUCCAUCUGCUAGGAUCUACACAUCAUGCUGCUGUUACAGUUUCAAGAGGUCAUUCAAAAAACUGACAUCCCAAUGCGUACCUAGCAAAAGUAUCUAUUUAACAAGGUGGAGUAUUUCAAACGUACUUUCGAGUUGACAGUAUCAACAUUUAUUUACAAGUAUAACAAACAGGGCUGAAUUUCGAUUAUUUUAAUCCCACAGUUCUAAAUCAAAGGCAUAUUACAAGAGCUAAAUAGCUUGGUGACAAAGUAACGUGCCUUAAGGAUUAUAAAACCGUUUUACUCCCCACCAUCCCUCCAAGGAGCUCAGGGUGGCAUACAUGGGUCUCUCCCCUCCAUUGUAUCUUCACAACGACCCUUUGAGACAGGGUAGGCUGAGGGUCAGUGGCUGGCCUAAGGUAACCUAGUGAGUUUCAUGGCAAGAGUAGGGAUUUUAACCUGGGUGUCUGAAAUCUUAGUCCAACAGGAACCAUCAUGCACACUGGUUCCUUGAUCUUCUGCCCAUGCCAACAGUUUAUGCACAUUUUCUGCCCCAGGCCAUAAGGUGAACUGGAAAACACCCACCCUCUGCCCCUUCAUUAGAAUACCUUGUAGCGGAAUAUAACUCAAUUUAGUAAUACUUGGGGAUAGUAUACCUUUUCAGGGUCAAAUUAGGUACUUGGUAGACCCAAAGAAUCUGAGAAUCAGAACGUCUAAAGUGGUGAAUGGAAGGUUUGAUCUGGGGUAGAGAAGUAGGAGGCACUGUAGACUUCACCUCAAACAACUUUUCAGCAUUUUUUGUCUCCAGCCAUAUUUCUUUAGCGGUGUUUGUGUUCCAGGAGCACAUUUUGCCGUUGAUGAAAAAAAAUGCACACUUCACCCAGGAAUUUAUGUUUUCCAAUUUCAACAGAUUGCCAUAUUAAGUGCUGAGUGUAGAAUUAUUUGAACUGCAACUUGUACCGAAUCAACUUUCUCAGCUAUAGAUCUGCUUUAUGUCUUUUUCAGAAUUGUCUUAACGUCCCUAGUACAUAUUGUAUUUGAUACAAGGAUACCCUAUUAUUUAUUGCCUGGAUAUAGGUACAAGAAGUAGCUAGGACAAAACAACUUUACUUGUCUUGACAGAUGGACUAGAACACUCAUCCUAGUUUACACUUUGUUAAGUUGAGCACCAGAGCAAAAAACAGCCAAAUGCCGUCAUCUGCGAUAGUUCUGAUUUUUCAAAACACAGUAUCAAGUCCCUUUUAGUAAUGUUUUUUGGCCUGUGCAUGUAAAUUUGGUGAAUUUUGUUAAUGUAUGUCAAACUAUUGUACUGCAACCACUGUUUUUAACAAGAACAUAUAAAGAGAACGAUCUUAUAAAAACGAGCUU